GGUCCAACACCCACACCUUCAGGUCCACGAGGGAAUAGACAUAUCAGCCCUUUUUCGCUGCUCGGGGUUUUCUUGUCAAACUUUGCCAGGUCAUCCCAAGGUUUUUGUCUUUGCCCCGCUGCUCGCGGCUGUCAGAAUAAAUAUCGUCCUACCUGCUCUGUAUAGGUAGUUUUUUUUAGUUUACGACUAUUCUAUGCUGUUCUCGCCAUCAAAAGUCUACCUCCCAACAAGCUACUUUGCGGCGCAUUUCAUGUGUCGCCCCGCUUGGAUAUAGCAUCACCAGCAAGCGACUUGUAGUCUUUGCGCUUUGCUGUCGGGGACGAGAAAGACUUAAGAGGUUUUUUUUGUGUGUGCUUUUUUGGAGUUUUUUAUACUUGGAAAAACAUCAGACUAUUUCACCGUGUCUUGGUGUUCAAAGCUCCGUGACUCGGAGAUUUUAUGCGACAGGGCAUCCCAGGCUUGCGCGCAAUCCCGACGCUCGUUUCGUCCGUUUUUGUUGCAUUUUCAGCAACCUCCCACACCGACGACAACCACGACGAUCUAGGGAUCUCCCGGCCGUUGCUCACCAUGGGAUCUCACGGCACCGACAAUGUCGGCACCAAGGCGGUCGGCACCACCGACGUCCAAAACACGGCCACCCAUGACUCGGCAGACAUGGGCAACAACGCCCACACCGACGCCGUCGUCGGGCAGGCGCUCCACCAGAUCGAGGCGCGCAAGGUCCAUUGGUACUCGUACCUGACCACGAUCGACUUUUGGAUCGUCCUGGCGCUCGGCCAGGUGCUGGCCCUGUGCAUCACGGGCACCAACACCCUCAGCCAGCUGCUCUCCAACGCCGGCACCUCGAUCCCGGCCUUCCAGACCAUCUUCAACUACGUGCUGCUGACGCUCAUCUACCUCAGCUACACGCUGUACGAGUACGGCCCGCGCAAGCUGGGCCGCAUCUGGCUCCGCGACGGCUGGAAGUACUUUAUCCUCAGCUUCCUCGACGUCGAGGGCAACUACUUCACCGUGCUGGCCUACCGCUACACCAACCUGCUCUCGGCGCAGCUCAUCAACUUUUGGGCCAUCGUGGUCGUCGUCCUGCUGUCCUUCUUCUUCCUCAAGGUCCGCUACCGCCCCUUCCAGGUCGUCGGCAUCCUCGUCUGCUGCGGCGGCAUGGGCCUGCUCAUCGGCUCCGACCACCUGGCCGGCAGCAACGGCGGGCCCGGCGAGGACAUGCUCAAGGGCGACCUCUUUGCCCUCGUCGGCUCCACCUGCUACGGCCUCAGCAACGUCUUUGAGGAGUGGCUGGUCAGCCGCCGCCCCGUCUACGAGGUCCUCUCCUUCCUCGGCGUCUUUGGCGUCGUCAUCAACGGCGUCCAGGCCGCCAUCUUUGACCGCGAGCAGUUCGCCACCGCCACCUGGAGCCCCGCCGUCGGCGGCUACCUGGCCGGCUACACCCUGGUGCUGACAAUCUUCUACUCGCUCGUGCCCUUUGUGCUGCGCAUGGCCAGCGCCGCCUUUUACAACAUCAGCCUGCUCACCGGCAGCUUCUGGGGCGUCAUCAUCGGCAUCCACGUCUUUGGCUACGUCAUCUCCCAGCUCUACCCCGUCGCCUUUGUGCUCAUCAUCCUCGGCCUGCUCGUCUACUUCUUGUCCGGGAGCAUGCUGGGCGAGUCCAAGAAGCCCUGGCUGGGCGACAACCAGGAGGAGGGCCACGCCGGCUUCGGCACCGCCAAGCUCAAGGCCCUCAACUUGGCCAGGAAGCAGGGGCUCACUGGGACCGCUGCCGAUGAUUCUCGGUUUGCUUGAUCAGAAGGGCGAGGCUUGGGCUGUAUGAGGGGCAUGGUUAGAAGCUUGUUGUUUGUUGUGAUUUUCUCCCGUCGUUGCAGUGCGGGCAUGACCUAGCGUAUGAUGUUAUCAGUUGAGAUACCGCACUAGUUAUAUUAUAUUCGUAAUUCAAGUAUUUCGAGUCCAA
Molecule: messenger RNA, 1960 nt
Organism: Pyricularia oryzae 70-15
Lineage: Eukaryota; Fungi; Ascomycota; Sordariomycetes; Magnaporthales; Pyriculariaceae
Product: solute carrier family 35 member F1
Exons: 1
Coding region: 439-1794 (451 amino acids)
Biological process (GO): transmembrane transport
Cellular component (GO): membrane
Molecular function (GO): transmembrane transporter activity
Source: RefSeq, a predicted model, not a curated record